Molecule: messenger RNA, 909 nt
Organism: Bombina bombina (fire-bellied toad)
Lineage: Eukaryota; Metazoa; Chordata; Amphibia; Anura; Bombinatoridae
Product: olfactory receptor 1019-like
Exons: 2
Coding region: 1-909 (302 amino acids)
Biological process (GO): sensory perception of smell; G protein-coupled receptor signaling pathway
Cellular component (GO): membrane
Molecular function (GO): odorant binding; G protein-coupled receptor activity; olfactory receptor activity
Source: RefSeq, a predicted model, not a curated record
AUGGAAAAAAGCAACAAUUCUCAUGUCAGCGAGUUUAUUCUUUUGGGACUCUCUAAUGAACCAUCAAUUCAACUUUUACUCUUCAUAUUCUUUUUACUGAUGUACCUGCUUACCAUUUGGGGUAAUAUUGGCAUGAUCUUAACAAUCUCCAUCAUUUCUGACUUGGACAACCCAAUGUAUUUCUUCCUCAGUAACUUGUCCUUCUCUGACCUUUGUUAUUCUACUGUUGUCACUCCAAGAAUGUUACAUGAUAUUUUUUCCAUUCGAAAAUCUAUCUCUUUUAUCAGUUGUGCUGUUCAGUUGUACUUCUUUGCUACGUUUGCCUCUAUAGAAUGCUACAUGUUGUCUACUAUGGCAUAUGAUCGCUAUGUAGCAAUAUGUCAUCCUCUUCUAUAUCAUGUUGUAAUGAAUACAAAAGCAUGUAUCCUUCUUGUAUGUGUUGUGUAUAUCAGUGGAUUACUCACUGCCAUAGUUCAAACAUCUUGCACCUUUAUUACAUCUUUUUGUGAACAUAAUGCCAUCAAUCAUUUUUUCUGUGACAUCCCCCCACUGAUGGAACUCUCUUGCUCGGAUACAUAUACCAACAAAGCCAUUAUAUUUUUUAUAGUUUGUUUUCUAGGACUUUUUUCUGUAAUUGUCACUCUGGCAUCUUAUGUCUAUAUUUUUGCUACCAUAUUGAAGAUUCGGUCAUCUGCUGGGAAACGUAAAGCCUUUUCUACGUGCACCUCUCAUCUUUUGUGUGUUUCCUUAUUUUAUGGAACUGCUUUUUUCAUGUAUCUCCGUCCACCUUCUACGUAUUCUGUGAACCAGAACAAGGUGAUUUCAGUGAUCUACACAAUGGUGAUACCAAUGAUCAACCCCAUUAUAUACAGCUUACGAAACAAAGAGGUUAAGAAAGCAUGUAAAUAA